CGUGUUUAUAGUCAGACUGCAGACUGAGCGGAGGAGACGGUGUGUGUACCUGCGUGUUUAGCGGACUAACGACGCUGCCCGGACACCUCUCUGUCGACGGAGGACGUUAGUUAACCGACUGUCUGGCCGUUAACGGAAGAAUUAGAGGGAAAUCCUCGGUUUCCCGCUGACAUGAAGGUGAAUUACAGCGACCACAACAACGCGGUGCGUGUGUGCGUGAUGAGCGGCUGAGGAGGAGGAGGAGGAGGAGACGGAGGCUGCGGUCUGAAACCUGAUUUUUAUCCUGGAUAUUUCCAAUGAAACGUCGUUGUAAACACACAAGGUGUCUGUGCUGAUUUAUCAAGUCGUACUGCGCCUCUUUCCAUCCCGAUUUAACGCGUUUUGAGGGGUUUUCUGCCUCCUGAGGAUCCUCCAGCAGCAGCGGGACGUCGGACUGUUUUUCCUCCAGAUAUGGAGCGUGAAGAUGCGGAUUACAGAGGAAUCCCCGCCGCUGCAACUUUAGCCGCAUUGGUUUCAGCCUUCACGUCAGUGCGGUGCUGUUUUUGGCAAGAAUAAAUCAAACUAUGAGUGCAUAUGUUCUGCCCAGAGGAAUGAAUCGGUGAUUUCAGAGCACCACUGGACUCUCCCCCUGCUAUCCUGCAUGUAGCUGCUGUUAGCUGCAUUAGCCGGCUAACAGCUACAAGGUGCUGGCUGCACAUUAAAACCAUUUUUUUCUGCAGGAAUUCUGAGCAGUUUUUGCCCACGUUUCCUCCCCGUGGCUUAUUUAUCUGCAGGAUUUGGGAGGAUUUACUCAUCCAGGAAUGAGGUCUCGAGUGGAAAGGAUCCGCUUGACCUUGUUUUGGGGUCUGAUGCUGGGUCUGUCGUCCUGCCUCCGGCCCGCCACCGCAGAGAUAUGUGGUCCCAGCAUCGACAUCGGCAAUGACAUCAGUGAAUUCCGGCGACUUGAGAACUGCACCGUGGUGGAGGGCUACCUGCAGAUCCUCCUCAUCGGUGACAAGAACAACAACAACAUCAACCAGGAAGUCUUCCGCUCCCUGAGCUUCCCCAAGCUGACCAUGAUCACCGACUACCUGCUGCUGUUCCGGGUGUCCGGCCUGGACAGUCUGAGCGCACUCUUUCCCAACCUCACCGUCAUCCGCGGCCAGAAGCUCUUCUACAACUACGCCCUGGUGAUCUUUGAGAUGACCAGCCUGAAGGACAUCGGCCUGUUCAACCUGAGGAACAUCACCCGCGGCGCCAUCCGCAUCGAGAAGAACCCGGAGCUGUGCUACCUGGACUCCAUCGACUGGUCCCUCAUCAUGGACGCCGAGUUCAACAACUACAUCGCCGGGAACAAGCAGUCCAAGGAGUGCAGCGACGUUUGUCCGGGCAUCAUGGAGAACAGCCCGCAGUGCAGGAAGACCAUGUUCAACGACAACUACAACUACCGCUGCUGGAACUCCAACCACUGCCAGAAAGGUAAGCUGAACGCCACACACGGCCGCUCGUCCUGGACGCUGCUGCCAGAGACGUUAACAAGCCAAACGAGCCAAAACAGCAUACCAUGA
This is a messenger RNA of Labrus bergylta (ballan wrasse), 1547 nucleotides long. It is a transcript of the gene igf1rb, whose product is annotated as insulin-like growth factor 1b receptor. Lineage: Eukaryota; Metazoa; Chordata; Actinopteri; Labriformes; Labridae. The record is from RefSeq and is a predicted model, not a curated record.